Phacochoerus africanus (Common warthog) is the source of this 1988-nucleotide messenger RNA. It is a transcript of the gene TEDC1, whose product is annotated as tubulin epsilon and delta complex 1. The transcript is spliced from 9 exons. NCBI's taxonomy places the organism in Eukaryota, Metazoa, Chordata, Mammalia, Artiodactyla, Suidae. The record is from RefSeq and is a predicted model, not a curated record. Bases 272 to 1531 code for a protein of 419 amino acids.
AGUGAGUGUCAGGUGUCGCCGCGAGCUCUCAACGCGUAGAGGUCCCGGACGCAAGGGACGGAACAGACAGUUCGCAAACGCUGGGGGCACCGCUCAUUGGGCAAGAGCUAGAGGCGUGUCCCGGACUGCGCGGUGAUUGGGCGCAGGCCCAGCAGAGGCGGCACCUGCAGGGCGAUUGGGCACGGGGACCCAGCUCGAGCAGGGAUUGGGCGAGGGGACGCGGCGGCGGCGGCGGCGGCGCGAGAUCCGAGGGAGGCCAAGGGCGGGCUGCAUGGGUCGGCGGCGGCGCUGCCGGGUGGGCCCGGACGACGCGACCCGGGCCUUGCCCGAGGCCAUCGCCGCGCUGAGUCGGACGCUGCCCGCUGGGCCCAGCCCCGAGACCUUCCGCCGCGCCAAGUUCGACUCUCCGGAAGCGGCUCCCGCGCUCUGGCGGCUGCUCUUCCGCGUGCUCUCGCCGGGACCGCCAGACGGCGCCUCGGCCUCACUCUCUCUGGAGGCCCAGGCCCGCUCGGUGAAGUCAGCGCUGCGCUCCCAGGGCUACCCUAGCCAGGCGCUGGCACAGCUCCCGGACAACGGCUCCCAGGGCAGCCGCCAGCUACUGCUGGCCCUGGCCUGGCUCCUGGCCCGCGGGCCCCUGCUUGAGCAGCUGCUGGCCCAGAGCCGCGUGCGGCUGGGUGAUGAGAUGCCUGUGUGCGAGUGUGAGGCCCUGGCCAGCCCUGGCCCGCCUGCUCCCGGGAUGGGAGAAGCCGGCCACGUGGACAUCCGUCACCUGCAGUGGCUGAUGGGGAAGCUGCGGUUCCGGUGGCGAAAUCUGAUGGCCAGUCAGCAGGAGCAGUGUGCCCUCCUGGGCCAGAUCCACUUAUACACCCGUGGCUGCCACAGCGACCGCAGUCUUGGCCACCUGUCUGUCACUGAAACGGAGCUGCUCAGGGACCCGGAGGGUGGCCGGCAGUUGCUGCGGAGGCUGGAGAGCGAGAACGCGCGUCUGGAGGCCGCCCUGGAGUGGCGGCGCCGGGAGCAGGUCUUCUGGCAGUGGAUGGACACGGUCCUGGGUGCCUCACAGCCCACGUUUCUGCCCAGGAGCCCCGAGCCAGGGGCUCGAGAGUUGGAGCCGGUGGCACGGGAGCUGCAGGCUCUGUGGGAGCAGCUGCAGGAAGCCGUGGAGGCCCGGCGGGCGGCCUGGGAGGCCAGGCAUCCUCAAUUGCAGGUUGGAGACCGUGGGCCAGCGUGGAGUGCCGCGAGGCGGGCCCUGGACGAGGUGGUAGGACGGGACCUGGCUGCUCUACAGCGGGCUUGGGAGCCAGGCGGGGGCCUGACCCAGCCCCAUGGGCCCCGCCGGUUGGUGAGGACGGAGGCCAGGGCGCCUGGGGGCCCGGGCCUGCGGGCCUCUGAGGUGAUCGAGGCACUAAGGACCCAGGAGGCCCACUUGGAGGUGGUGCUGCGCCAGCUGCAGGGCCACUGUCGGCAGGAGCUGGCCAGGCUGGCGAGAGCCCUGCCCGGCCUCAUCUGGAUCCCGCCACCUGGACGCUGAGGGCGGCCGACUGCAGGCUGCGUGGCCUCGGCCUACACGGACACACAGCCCGAGGUGCCCUCACUCUGAGCCCUCGGGCUUCCCCCACUUUGGGCGGAGGCAGCACGGGCUGUGCCGCCGAGGAGCUCUUGGCAGGCUCACUGCGGCGGCCGUGGGCGUUCAGGAUCCAGAGAGGCCCCACAAGUAGAUGUCCCUCUGCCACCCUGCCAGCUCUCUGCUCUGGGAGGGGCCGCUCCCCUCAGGCCCAGGGGAGGGGCCCCGGGGCAGCGCAGGCUCACUGGGCCAGGUGGGGGCUGCCCACGGCUGGAGGGCCUGGCAGGGCCGGCAGCGCAGGGAGGGCAUCAGGGCCCUGGGGCAGGAGAUGGCUUGGCUGUGACCUUGAACUCACCCUGGGCCAGCCCUGUGCCUGCAGUGUGUGUGUUUGUGUGUGUGUGUGUGGUCUGCGGUGUGCGUAUGG